UUCAAAGCUGUUUAAACCCAGAGAAGACGAAGAAGAAGAAGACGGAAGUGGAAGUGGAAUGAAAAAAAACAACAUGGCGGCGCCCUAUAGCGACACAUUUAGGGCAGAGUCACAGAAACUGUCCCAAUGUCUUCACUGACACGGACAUGUUGGAGCUGAAGCUUCUCCGGUGUCACUAUGUGGACGUACGGCAAGACAGCAGGGUCAUCUCUGAAGGUCCUCCGCCUCCUGCAGCAGCAGCAGCCCUGCAGGCUCGUGUCCUCCUCCAGACCCCCGUGGAGGCUCCUGUUCUUUGGCUCUGAUCAGUUUGCCGUGGAGUCCCUCAAACGCCUCACAUCCAGCAGGAGCUCCAAUGAAGGGAUAGUGGAAUCCCUUGAAGUUGUCACCUUGUCCGGUGAAGUCCCCGUGAAGAGGUUUGCUCAACAGAACCGACUUCCAGUCCACAGCUGGCCCCCUAACAAUGUGGAUGGACAGUUUGACGUUGGGGUGGUGGUGUCUUUCGGCUGUUUACUCCACGAGCGACUGAUCAACAAGUUUCCAUACGGGAUUUUGAAUGUUCACCCCAGCCUGCUGCCGAGGUGGAGGGGUCCAGCACCCAUCUUCCACACCAUCAUGCAUGGAGACACUGUGACGGGGGUCACCAUCAUCCAGAUCCGCCCUCACCGGUUUGAUGUGGGACCCAUUCUCAACCAGGAGCUCUAUCAGGUCCCUGAGAAGUGUAAUGCUGAAGAGCUUGGAGCUACCUUAGCCACUAAGGGAGCACAUCUGCUGAUUGAUACGUUCAUGACGCUGUCUGAGAGAAUGGCACAUAAAAAGGAGCAAAGAGAGACGGGAGCAACGUUUGCCCCAAAAAUCAAUACGUCCAUGAGCUGGAUGGUGUGGGAGGAACAGACUUGUGACCAAAUUGACCGUCUGUAUCGUGCCAUCGGAGCCCGGAUACCAUUGAGGACCACGUGGAUGGGCAGAACAAUCAAACUUCUGGAUUUUGUAGGAAAAUGUCCCAUUUCAUUAUCAAAUCAAAAGAGGAAACCAGUGCCUGGAUCAGUGAGCUAUCAGAAGGAGUCCAAUACUCUGGCUGUCUGCUGUAAGGAUGGCUGGGUGGGAUUCAAGGCAGUGCCUAAAAAAAGGCUGACAGCAGCUGACUUCUAUAAUGGCUACCUGCAUCAGGCACUGCAGAAGACAACACCUUGUCAGGCAGCUGAAGGACUGUUUGUCAGCAGGAAACAAGGAACCGAAGCACAUCAGAUGAGAGAGAACUAAACGCCGUGACGACGCAGGAUCGUUUUCUUCCUGGAUGAACACUUCACAGACUGAAUGUAAUUUAUUGUUGUUGAUUUGUUGCGCUUGUCUGUUUUAAGACAUCUGCAUGUACAGUCAAUAAAUAAGUGUGCUGUUGUCUGACAGGUACAAGGGACAACCGUGAACUGUGUAUUUCUAUUUAAACAUAGGCUGUAUACAAUUCCUAAUGAGAAAUGCAGUUAUAUACAGAUUAUUUUGCUAAGGAUGAGCGACGGGAGUUAAGCUCUUAAUUUUGCUCUUAAAAUGUUCAACAGACUCAAGUUUUCAACCGAUAUCAGAGGAUUUUUAUACAAAAAAUGCAAAUUUGUUUUAUUGGUCUGUUAUUGUUAAUUUGUAAUACAAUGCUAUAAAUAUAAUUAUUUUCCCAUAACUCAAAUGUUACACAACAAAAUGAUUUUAGGGGGAAUUGAUUGAUCUCAUUGAUCUCAUAAAGGGUAAAGGCCAGCCAUAUGAUGAGGGGGGAACACAGUAUAAGUAACACGCAUGAAUGGAUACAUGCUCUGAAUAAACUCUUGUUAGACUCUUCGUUCGGUUAAUAAAAAAUAAAAAAUAAUUUUCAAAGAGCUUUGUGUCGAAUCAGAAUGAAAGGAUGUAACAGAUCAGAUUUAUAGGCUCCU
Molecule: messenger RNA, 1916 nt
Organism: Anoplopoma fimbria (sablefish)
Lineage: Eukaryota; Metazoa; Chordata; Actinopteri; Perciformes; Anoplopomatidae
Gene: mtfmt
Product: mitochondrial methionyl-tRNA formyltransferase
Biological process (GO): biosynthetic process; conversion of methionyl-tRNA to N-formyl-methionyl-tRNA
Cellular component (GO): mitochondrion
Molecular function (GO): methionyl-tRNA formyltransferase activity
Source: RefSeq, a predicted model, not a curated record